UUUGAAUUUGAGCAACCAUUGCAUCGGUUUUUAAACUUUACACCAAGUCUGUUGCGGCAUCUUAUUAUUGUGAAAUCGUUUGAACUUUCAACCGGACACAGUUCCAAUGGGCACUACGACGAUAAGAAACUUAAAGUGUACUUUAACCCUAGAAACUAGCGAGUUCGGGCGAAAGGACGAAUAUGUGGAUCAGUGCCCGUUCAACACUCGAAUCCCCUACCGCCGGAACAACUGCGGUGCUUUGCUGUCAAUUGUCAAAAAAUGGUAAACAAUCAUCAAAGUAAACAUCCUGCAGCUCCAGCAGCUAGCUUGAACAUAACGCGAAAGUUAGAGCGUUUCACGGAUGUGCGUGCGAAUUUCAAAACUGUUAUAAAAACCUCUGACACUUGCGUGCGUAAGUGAGGAACUGGGAUGGGAACCGUUCGGCAUCAAAGUAUGGCUAAUGAACCGUGCUCCUUUUGCUGUGCCCACCACCACUGCACAUAUCGGCUCACAGCGGUGGAGUUGUGGAAAAAAACUGUACGAAAACACUUCUGGUUCGAGGACGAAAUGCUCACCGACAUGUGGAUGUGUUCGAUCUGCUGGAAGAGAGUUCACGAUUUCAGCUCCUUCUAUGAGGAAGUGGAGGAACGGUUGAAAACGCCCCCAAAGAGCACCGCAACGGACAAAAUGUACAGUCUCAAUGGUAUCGAAGUACUGCUCAAGGAAGAGUGUGUUAGCGACGAAGAAACCGGAAACGUACACUGCUCGGUUCAUCCUGAAACGGAGGGGGAUGCUUUGCAUGAUCCCCUCAACACUACGCAGCCCGAUCGAGGCACUGUCGAGGACCUUUCAUCCGCAGCUGGUUUUAGCAGCCCUUCCGACGCGAAUCAAGCUGGUAAAAGGACCAAAACAUCCACGCACAAUUGUACCGAAUCGCCAGAGACGGUUGCUACGGUAAACGAGAGCCUUAAAGUCACGGUCGAAGAUAUUGGAAAUCACUUCUCCUUACGGUGCAGCGAGUGUGCCAAUGCCAACUUUGCCACGUUCGGCGAUUUAAAAAAACAUUGCAAAUCGCUGCACGAUACCGUCGCUUACGUGGAGUGCUGCGAUCGAAAGUUUAAACGAUAUACCCACAUCAGGGAGCACAUUGUUUACCACCGCGAUCCAAACGCCUUCCGCUGCCAGGUGUGUCCACGUACGUUUUCCACCAGCCGUUACCUGCACCAGCACCACUCCCGGCAGCAUCUUGCGUUCGAACAAAAACGCCAUCCGUGUGACAAAUGUAGCGAUCGCUUCGCCACCCGUUACAUGCUGAUGAUGCACGAUCGAACGCAUCACCAUGAGACCACGGACACCGCCGAAGUGGCUGUGCCGGCACCGAAACACGAAACCCAUCCAUGCGAACAGUGUGGAAAAGCGUUUUCCACGACGGCCAAGCUGGAGAAGCACGUGAACCGUGUGCACCGGCGGACGGACUCCAGUUCGAAGAUGUGCGACAUUUGCUCGAAGAUCCUGUACAACAAGUACAGCUUGGAGAAGCACCGAAGAACACACUUUAAAGAGAGUCCGACGGUCCAGUGUACGGUGUGCGGCAAGUGGUUGAAGAACGAAGAAACUCUGCGCAUCCACCUAUCGAUGCACCGGCAGGAAAAUAUGGAGUUUAUCUGCACGGUCUGCAAGCAUCGGUCACCCAGCCGGAUCGCACUGCGCAGCCACGUGCUGCGCAAUCACGAGAAGAAACGCACGCACAAGUGCCGGUUCUGUGAGAAGGCAUUCGUGCAGGCCAAUUUGCUGAAGGAUCACAUAGCGACGCACACUGGCGAGUAUCUGUACAACUGUAAGUUCUGUGAUAAAAAGUUUAAGUGUAACUCAAACCUGUCCAAACACGUGACCAAACUGCAUCCGAUCGAGUGGGCUGACUACAAACAGCGCAAAAAUAUGCCACCGGAGGUCGUUUGCGAGACGGAGAAGGGUAAAAGAACGGUUGGCAGAUCGCCAUGUGAUUAAAGAUGGACCGUG
Anopheles bellator is the source of this 2001-nucleotide messenger RNA. Its product is annotated as zinc finger protein 28-like. The record is from RefSeq and is a predicted model, not a curated record. The transcript has 5 exons. Gene Ontology annotation, molecular function: DNA-binding transcription factor activity; RNA polymerase II cis-regulatory region sequence-specific DNA binding. Lineage: Eukaryota; Metazoa; Arthropoda; Insecta; Diptera; Culicidae. Bases 412 to 1989 code for a protein of 525 amino acids. Gene Ontology annotation, biological process: regulation of transcription by RNA polymerase II.